AUGGACUGGGUUUCUAUUCCGUACAUGGGCCAAGCAAAGUACAACAAACGGUCCCCCGGAGUGACUAGCCCACAUUGUUUCACUUGGAGGAUUCAUGCCAAGAGAGUUGAUCGCACUUUGAGGUCAAUUCUCCACCCAGCAACUGCAAAACCUGACUUUCCAUUCUCAGCACCGGCCACCUACAUCAGUGAUUGGAAAUCGGCACAACAAGGUUUGCUGAGUGUUAAGGCCUACGGUCCGGUGAAGGAUGCGAUCCUUACCUUGAUCAGCAAGUUACAGGAUUACUACAUUUUGACGGAGGUUCUUUAUCCAGGCAUCGACUUCACUGGGAUGUUCAAGUUUGCGACUACAAGGUUGUACGGUUCUUGCACCCUGUUCAAACUGCUCUUGUCUAUCAAGGCUCCAACCCCUGGGACAUUGGCACAACAACUUUGA
This is a messenger RNA of Cylindrotheca closterium, 435 nucleotides long. The record is from the annotation of a GenBank genome assembly. Lineage: Eukaryota; Bacillariophyta; Bacillariophyceae; Bacillariales; Bacillariaceae.